Messenger RNA from Adineta ricciae, 294 nucleotides. The record is from the annotation of a GenBank genome assembly. NCBI's taxonomy places the organism in Eukaryota, Metazoa, Rotifera, Eurotatoria, Adinetida, Adinetidae.
AUGGUUCAUCUACAUCUCUUAGUUGAUGUUGUUGUUCUUACUUUCUAUCAUACAAUUUAUGCUCAUUAUAUAUUAUACAAUACAAAUGAUGAGAAUAAUUCUUCAUCUGCAUUUGGUUAUCUCUAUGCUGCUUGGGAUAUGGAUAAAUAUUUGAUUACUCCUGCACCCUAUAUUCGUAAUUAUUAUUUAAUUCCAUAUUGUCGCCGACCAAAAUUUGAUGAAGAACAGUCAAAAUAUACGAUUGAUGAAAAUAUGAUUACAGAACUUGAUGUAAAAACAUUAUGGUAUCAGUGA